CCGUGCGCGCCGGGUUCAAAGGCCCGGGCGCGGCAGCUCCAGCCCCUCCGUGGGGCGGGGAGGCAAGGGGGGUGGUGCGGGAGCCAGAAAAGCCCGAGCCCACAGCCGGCCAGCCCUGAGCAGGGAUGGGCAGCGCGCUCUGAAGUUUGUGACCGUCGCAGCCAACUCCCGGCAGCAGCCCGGGACGCAGCGAGCCAUCGGCCCGCCACAAACCCCCCUCCCAGCUGGAGGGCGAGACCAGCUGUGCCUGCCCCAGCGCCCUUUCUCGGCCACAGGCGUCUGUCCUCCGGCCCGGGGCUCCCGCGCCCGAUCGGGGUUCAUGGAGCUGGGGCUUUGGUUCCUUUUCGGGCUCACAGUGACCUCCGCCGCAGGAUCGGUGCCAAGCCCCCAGCCUGGGGACGCUGGCAGGAGCGGCGAACCCCGGGCCCCCUCUGCAGCCAGAUCUGAGGGGGACACGGAGGAGACUGUGGCCACAACGGCAGUGCGGGGUCCAAGCCCCGGAAGCCAUGGGCAGGAGCAAGGACCAGGUCAGUUUGGGGAGCAGGCAGCCAAAGGGGACCCCGUGCACCACCGAGCCCGGCGCUGUACGUGCCUUACCUACAAGGACAAGGAGUGUGUCUACUAUUGUCACCUGGACAUCAUCUGGAUCAACACACCUGAACGGACUGUGCCCUAUGGACUGUCCAACUACAGAGGGAGCUUCCGGGCCAGGCGGUCGGCGGGACCCGCUCUGCGGAGCCCGCGGCCCUCCACGUGGACGCUGCGCUGCGCCUGCGCGGAGAGCGAGGACCAGGCCUGCGCGCGCUUCUGCGCCCGGAGCCCGGCUGCCCGCGGAACAUCACCCACAACGUGGCCACGGCCGUGUCUGGUCUCCAGACGGAUCUCUUCUGAACUGCACAGCAAUUUGCCAAAAUCUGAGAAUUCAAGGACAGCGGGGAAACCUGACAAGAAAGCAGGAGAGCAGGCCAGCAGUGUGGCCCGAGACCUGCGUCCGAGGAGGUUGAAGUCAAGGACAGACAGAGCGAGCAGGCUUUAGACCAUCACCAUCACGUGCGUGCCGGGCAGUGGGCCUCCCUGCGCUCUGCCCACUGCUCUGAAUGCUUUCAGGAGCCCCUUGGGAGGACGGGCCUGCCGCAGGAAGGCCUCGGUUCUGGCUUGUCCGAGGUUCACAUUUCCACCUCUUGGAGGACAAGGAAUGAGUUUUGCCUGUGGGAGAAGACCCGCUUGAGGGGUCUGCACUUAACAAUACAGCCCUUCCCCGAAAGAAUGCCCCGAUCCAAAGGCCCCCAGUUUCCCUAAUGGGUAAAAUGAUCCCAGCUGAGCCCUGGGGCCUGACGCCCAGGGCUCCAGUUUCAUGCAGGAAAUUGUUUUUGGAGAGGCAUGGCACGUGGGAAAGCUGCUGCUUUUGCAGAAUAAGUGGACUCCAAGCUAACUCUUUUUGAAUGUAAACACGUCCAUCUUGUAACAGAUGCAGCGCACAUUACGGGCUCCCCAGCGUCUGUACCCUCACCUGGGCAGGCACGGGGUGUCAGUUCUAGAUGCAAAUUAGUCGCGCUUUAUAGGAGUUGAUGAGUUUGAGGCUUACAGGAUUUAGGCAGAAAUUUUCAGCUGUGCUUGGGUACCCACCAAAAGAAUGUAUCUCCAAAAAAAGAGAGAAAGAAGAAACCAUGAUGCUUGUGAUAAAAAAAAAAAAAAGGAGAAAAUGAAUAUCUGCGGG
Messenger RNA from Camelus dromedarius (Arabian camel), 1717 nucleotides. RefSeq names its product endothelin 3 (gene EDN3). NCBI's taxonomy places the organism in Eukaryota, Metazoa, Chordata, Mammalia, Artiodactyla, Camelidae. The transcript is spliced from 6 exons. Gene Ontology annotation, cellular component: extracellular region. The coding region runs from base 320 to 1036 and encodes 238 amino acids. Gene Ontology annotation, molecular function: hormone activity; endothelin B receptor binding. Gene Ontology annotation, biological process: intracellular calcium ion homeostasis; regulation of vasoconstriction; regulation of systemic arterial blood pressure by endothelin. The record is from RefSeq and is a predicted model, not a curated record.